GCGCUCCUGCAUGCCGCCUCUCGCACGGGCUGCACGAGUGCUGGAUCCUGAUAUGGGCGUGCUGGAGAAGCUGGCAACUGCAUGGAGCGGGAUAGAAGGCCGAGACACGUGGAUCAGAGGCAGUGACUGCGACAACAUGGCCACUGUCAAAUGUGAUGCAGACGGCCACGUCGUCUCAAUUGACACAACCGGCAGCCUGAUAGGGGCCUCAAUUCCAGAGGGCAUGAGCGCCUUGGAGCGCCUGACCGUUCUGGCCGUUAGGUCCAGUGGACUGAAAGGCUCCUUGCCCGCUGCUCUCUUUUCCCUGCCCAACCUCAAGCACCUUGUUCUUUCAGGAAAUCAGCUGUCAGGCAGCAUUCCCAGCACAGUAGGAGAGGCUGAACGCCUGCAGACCCUAUUCCUUUCCGACAACCAGCUGAGUGGCUCCCUGCCUUCCUCCAUGGGCAGCCUCUCUGCGCUCAGGCACCUCAUUUUGAGCAACAAUGGGCUUUCGGGAUCCAUUCCAGAGUCGCUCAGCAAUCUGCAGAAGCUUGAGUACAUGGGCAUGGACAACAACCAGAUCAACGGCUCCAUUCCAGAGAACCUAGGCAACCUACAAAAGCUAACAUACUUGAUGCUGGACCAUAACUCGCUCACAGGACCCAUCCCGGAUUCAAUAGGCGAUAUCACUGGCCUGCAAGGACUGUUAUUGCAUUACAACUGGUUCAGUGGCACCAUUCCAGCCUCCUUGGCCAACCUCAACCAACUUACAACCAUGUCUCUGUCCGAGAACCUCCUUAGGGGGACAAUACCUGCAGUAUUCAGCACACUCACCAGCCUCAAGUACUUCAUCCUGGGAUACAACCAGCUGGUGGGGAACCUUCCCUCUCUGAAGCUCAUGCCCUCCCUCAAGGCCGUGGCUGCAAGCUUCAACUUCCUCACCGGUGCAGCAGAAGCCCCUCCAGCAUGCCCCCCGUACCAGCUGUACCUGGAUUACAACUGCUUUCCCAUUAAUCUCACCCUCUGCGACAGCCAGCAAACCCAGAAGAGUGCCGAUUGGUGCAGGUGGUUCUGUGGAACCGAGGUGUUCAACCCCCCUUGUAGCGGCCAUGGAGCAUGCUACUACACCCCUCCAAGCACUGAUCUCUCGUGUGCUUGUGACUAUGGGUACACGAGUGGGACGGCUGUCGAAACAUGUGUCCCACAAGGCUCCUACAUGCCCUCCCUCCUCUCCUCCUACUCGCACCCAAUGGCUCUCUUCCAGUCGGCCUCCUCUGCCCCCAACGGCUCCAUCUUCCUCUCCUCUGCGCCAUCCACUGCAUCAUGGGGAGCAGCCUUCACACAGCAGCCCAUUGCCCUCUUCCGCCCCACCACCCGCAAGGCGCCCUGCGACCAGCCCAUUGCCUUCUCCUUUGACUCGGUGCUGAGUGUGAAGCACAGCGACCCCAACGACAACCACGUGGGCGUCAAUGUGGGCGGCUCACCUGUGUCCCUCGCCUCUGCCACGGCCCCUCUCAUCCUCAACGACGCCCAAACCAAGCACGCCUGGAUCCACUAUGACCCCACCAGCGGCGGCACUCUCCGAAGGCACGACAUCCUCUGGUGGAACAUUGAGACAGGCAUACCACCUGCAGUGGACUGGAAGAGUCAGACUCCUGGUAGUGCAUUCGGGAUGGUGGCAUCAAGGGAAGAGAUGGCAGCAGGCAGUGAGGGCGAGAUGGUGCCCUCUUCAUUCCACUAUGCCAGCAUUGCCUUCCUCCCCAAUGCUGACGGGCUGCCAUCAUGGGACCUUCCUCCAUAUGUGUCUUGGAUGCGAGACGAGUCAACAUGGCCUGUGAAUAACCAGCAUGGAUGCGCUGAAUCCUCUGUGUACGCAGUGGUGGCAGCAGUGGAGGCGGCUUACAGCAUCAUGGGCAACUUGUUCCAACCCCCCCGGCUGUCUGUGGAGCAUGUGCGCGGGGCCCUCUCAUCCAACUGCGACGACAUGUCUCCCCGCGAUGUGCUGGCCUUCCUGGCGGCUGCCACGCGCAAGGGAGGGGGGCUCGUGGAUGAGGCAGCAGCAGCGGGCUCCAGUCAACGCAGCCUGCCGUCCGCGGGCCGGCGGGAGAGGCUGCAGAAGCCCAAGUACUACGGAAUUCAAGGCUUUGAGGAGACCUCGUUUGGCGGGUGGCUGGGGCUGCUGCUGGCAGUGCAGCGGCAGCCAGUGGUUGUGAGACUAGAGGCAUCCACACCAUCGUUCCUCGACUACAAUGGGAAAUACAAGUAUGCAGAUGGCAGCUGCUUCCAAAAGGGAGUGAACCACGCAGUUCUGGUGGUGGGCUACGGUGUCGAGGGGAGCAGCUCUAGCCCUUUCAGCCUGCCGGCGCCUCUGUGGGUCAUCCGCAACUCGUGGGGCAGCGAAUGGGGGGCUGCAGGCCACAUGUUCAUGGACAUGCAGAGCGGCCCUGGCAUCUGUGGCAUCAACACACUGCCUGGCCUCUUCCCCAUCCUCAGAUCUGCUGCUGACCCGUGUGGCAGCAACUCCAUGAUGCUCGUACCACCAGCCGGAGUGGCAGCAAGCAGCGCGUUCAACCCCUGUGGGCAGUUCAAGUGCUCCAAGGCCGGAGCAUCCAACCGCUGUGCCUGUGCUGCUCCCCACUUCGUGGAAGCCCCUCACUCCGACGGGUCAAAAACAUGCGCCUAUGUGGACGCCUGUGGGCUGGCAGGCAGCAACCCGUGUGUGGUGGGCACGUGUGUGAACGAUGGUAGGGGCAGCUACUCCUGUGUGUGUCCCCCGGGGUUCGUUCAAGGCACCACUGCCAAGGGAACCCUCUCCUGUGCACCAGGUGACAGCAAGGGCAUCUAUACGGUGCGUGGCAGCAAUGUCUGGUGCUCUCACUUGCUUCCUGUGCUUGGCCUCACACUGGACCAACUCAAGCAGCAGAACAAGAAGCUUUCCUGCACCAAGCCCAUCCUAGUGAACUCCAAGCUGAAUGUCAAGCCGCUUCAGCCUCUUCCCCGCUGCUCUCUCAUUUACACCACCCAUCAUGGCGACAGCUGUGCCUCAGUGGCAGCGCUCUUUAAUCUGACCGAGGGGUGCCCCGUGGAGGGCGAGGCAUGCGGGGAGGCGGUGGUGGGGCUCAACCCUGGGCUGGACUGUGCAGCGCUCACGGGCAGCCAGGCCGUGUGUGUGGAGCGGGAGGAGAGCAAGGCGGGGGUGGUGGCAGUGUGUGAGCAGCAGUACGAGGUGCAGGGCAGUGGCGGCUGCGAUGCUGCAAGGAUGGCCGUGGAUCCACCUCUGAGCCCCUUGGAGUUCCACCGCCUCAACCCCGGCAUCAACUGCAACACCCGCCUGCCGACUGCCUCGAUUGAGGGCUACUCACAGCGCACAGUGUGCAUUCACAGCAGCACCCAGUACAAGAUUGUUCUCGUGUGGGGAAAUGCUUAAUGGAGGAAUAGUCGGUGAGGAAUUGGUCACGCUUAGAACGAAAGAUGGAGUGCAGUAGUAAAUUAGGGUCCGAAAA
This is a messenger RNA of Closterium sp. NIES-67, 3482 nucleotides long. NCBI's taxonomy places the organism in Eukaryota, Viridiplantae, Streptophyta, Zygnematophyceae, Desmidiales, Closteriaceae. The record is from the annotation of a GenBank genome assembly.